Sitodiplosis mosellana (orange wheat blossom midge) is the source of this 5848-nucleotide messenger RNA. RefSeq lists its product as uncharacterized. The transcript has 2 exons. The record is from RefSeq and is a predicted model, not a curated record. Lineage: Eukaryota; Metazoa; Arthropoda; Insecta; Diptera; Cecidomyiidae. Bases 424 to 1506 code for a protein of 360 amino acids. Gene Ontology annotation, molecular function: protein binding.
UCUUAUUACAGUAAUAAAAUGAAAGUAAUAAGUAAUAUGUAAUAAGUUACUUAUUACUUUACUUUACUUCUAUACCUCAAACAUCCUUGAACAUGCAUUGCAAUUUGCUUUGAUCUAAUUACGCAAAAAUGUAUAGAUGAAGUAUACGAUACCCAAAAAGUCGAUUGAAACCAUAGGCGAAGAGUGAAAGGAUGAAUGCAGUAAAGAAUCAGACGUCGGUCUGAUGACAUCAUCAAAAUCCCAGACUGUUUUGCGUAUACAUAACAGCAGCGAAAUAUGUAUAGAUAUAGAAGCACAUGCCAAAAGCCGACAAUAAACAACGUUGUGAAAUUCUGUUUAUCAACAAUGCAUGUGUCAACUCUGUAUAUAUAUCUGUGUUAGUGAACUUAUUCAGCGGCUGACACAUGCAUUCAAUAUAUUCAUAUGGAAUAUAUACGCAAUAUAUUGCGUAUGAAAACAAACCGAAGCUAUCUGUCAGUCAUUAUUCGAUUUGCCGAGCGCAUACAAUGUUCUGAGCUACUUAUUUUGGAAAAACCCAUAAAACCCGCUCAAGUUUUACGUUAUUUAAGGGAAGGCAUAAAAUUUAUCUGUUUAAUUUGUGCAAACGAAAUGAGUGCUGAAACAAUGAGUGAAACCGGUUUCAAUCUCCUUGAUUUUUCGGAUGAGAUUUUGCUUGGCAUAUUUGCGAAUUUCAACGAUAUUAAUUUGUUGAACCUGAUUCGAGUGUGCAAACGAUUCAAAGCUAUCGCAAAAGGUGCAUUUGACACGAAAUACAAUGGUAAUUCCGAUGACAAUUACUACGACAUUAAUUUCCAUUCGAACGAUAGCAAAGAUGAUCAAAAGCUGUAUCGCACUUUCGUAAAAACUUUCGGCAAUGAAAUGAUAGCCAUGCGCCUAAACCUAGGCAGAGGAUUUAAUCGACACAAGUUGUUAACGCUAAUAGGACGAUGCUGUCGAUCUACAAAAUACCUCAUCAUCUGCUGUCCUCGAUCCAGAUUGAAUGUUUUGGAAUUGAUUCAAUCGAUGUCUGAAUUGAUCAGUCUCACAUUUUACGAUUUUGAUCGAUUUGCAAAUUUUGAUUGGGUUGAUAUUCGUUUUCCUCAUUUGAAAGAGUUGUACAUCGGUGAUGAGGGCCACUUGGAUUUCAGAUUGUUAAGACAAUUCCUAUGCAUACAUCAACAGCUAGAACAUUUAAGUUUGAUCAAGUGUCCAAGAUUUCCAUUGAGGGCGAUUCAAGCACUCAGAUUCAAUAUGAAUCGACUGAAGUCGUUGGAAUACAUCGCUAAAGACAAUAAUUUCGGUACAAAUUGCCGCGAAAUGAAAACGGAACAGCCGGAAUUGUUGAAAAUAUCCAUUAAUGGAGCAUGCAUUGAAAAUGUUCUACGAAUAACUGCAAAGCAAGCCACGUCUUCAAUUGAACGAUUAACAUUGUGCUUAGACGACAAUGGAAAUGAAUCAGAUAUCAUAAAUGAACGACUCGUUGGUGUUAUGCCGUUGUUUGAGUGAUUUACUUAUUUGCGCCUGGAACAAUUUGAGAUAUCACUCGAUUUACUUCAGGAUAUUUCACGACUCUUGCCGAAUCUAGUUUCAUUGCAUACAUUUGGCGAAAAGCUUAAUGGAAUCUUGCCCAGUAAUGCACUGUGUGUGUUCACAAUGGGCAAAAAUUUAAUGGAUUUAUUGCUCGAAAGAAAGGACAAUUUCACUGAACGGGAUAACAGCAUUGAAACUGAUCAAUUUGACUUGGAUUUUCAAAAGAAAUUCGUUAACAUUGUCCAGAACCGUGGCAGUGAUGCGAAACUCCGAAUCAUUCACGAAGAAGGGAAACUGAUAUUUACAAGUGAUAAAAUUGAAAGCAAUGGUAAGUUGUGAAGCGUUGAAUGGUCAAAAAGAGCAUUUCCUUGAACUUGGUGCCAAAUGCUUGGAAAAUAUUUUCAUUUACUUAGAUGAACAAAGUGAACGUGCACUGUACGAAACAUAUACUCAAACGAAAAAAGCAAUGCAACAACGAAUUAAGCAGCAUGUUUUCCGUGUUUGUGAUGUUAACAGUGUCAUAGACACAAUCAGCCGGUUCGGAGAACACAUGACAAAAUUAUCGAUUGACGUAAACACAAAUGAUCGUUUGCAGAUGGCUCAAACGUAGGAUUUAAUCGUCGAAAAAUGUAAUAUAUGACCUUAACCGAAUUACAUUUUGUAAAAAUUCGAGUCGAUACAAUGGAAAGUAAUUUGAAGCCAGAAUUUCCAAACUUAACCAUGUUGAAAGUUAUGUCAGUUAUUUCGACUCGUACUCAGGUAUUUCCAUCGAUGGUAUGUCCAAAGUUCACUCAUUUGGAGUUUCAUUCCGGUACAAUCAAUAUUCCAGCCAAAGCGAAGAAUUUCGGUAUCUCGGCUAACCUAUUGAAAAGCAUCCGACUAAUGCACUUCAGUGAUGGCAUCGACAAAAUUCUACGUUUUCUUGAUCAGAAAAUUUGUGAUCAACUUCGUGAGUUUACUAUUGAGAUGAGACUGACGAGAGAAGAGCACCACCACAAAGUAGUUAACAUACUAACGCGGUUUAGAAAUCUCACAACACUCAGCUUUGACAUUGGCCAAAUUGAAAUAGCGAAUGCAAAGUUUUUAUUUGAAUCUUGCACGAAGUUAGUCAAUCUAAACAAGGGAUAUCACUUCCGAUGUAAGCAUGACAAAUAUCGCCAAGUAUUAAGACACAUCAAACGGAAUUGUAAACAAUUGGAAGUGAUGAAUUUACAUCAACUGUACGGCAACUAUUUCGAUGAAAGUUUUUUAACCGAAAUUGUCAAUUUGUUUCCGAAGGUGAAACUUUUUACCAUCGCAGAAGACGAAGAUUAUUAUUUCUAUAAAGUAAAAGCCUUCGGAAAAGGGGCGAAAACCAACUACGAUAAGCCAUUUUAAGACGAUGAUCCAUGCAUGAAUCGGUUUUAGUUCAAAUUAUGAUUGAUAUGAAAUGAAAAAUUAAUUAAAAAUGUAUCAAAAAACCAUUACUUUUAUGAAUGUUUUGUUUUUAAUUCACUUUUUUCUACUCUGGUAAAAGUUUUUAUAACGAAUUUCAACUCAUCUUCCUUAGUUGACUUGUAGAUAAAUGAAAUGUUAUCAUCAUACUUUGUCGAAUAUUUUAUUUUCAAUAAAUUUAUUAUUGGUAAAGGUAUAAAUUAAUGUCGAAGAUUUCGUAGAAACCCAUUUUCGGUAAGUAAUCAAUACACAUAUUAUAAUAAUGAACCAGUGCGUUCUCGCACGGUGUGCAUCCCUGGAAGAUACACACAAUAGCCAUAACAAUACGUGUGUAUGUACGAUGACCGAAAAUAAAGGCUUUGAAAUCCUGUUUGUCAACAAAACUUUCUAUACUAUGUUAACAUGUGUUUGAAUGUACUUAUUCAGCAACAUACACAUCACAUGGAAUGUUCAAUCUCUGUUACUUUUCAGGGCGAUUCAAAUCAAGAAAUCACUAUUUGAAUGGCGUAAAUACGAGGGUUUAAUACAUCAGCCGUAUACAUUCAAUGAGUAUUAUUGACUAAAAUGUGGUUAAAUUGAGCAAUACUGUUCAGAAAUAGCAAUAUGAAAACAAAUCUGAAUUGUUUAGAAGUUCAAUUUCAUUGCCGCUUGAAAGUGUUAACAUGACCUACGCAAUUUUUUAUGCCAUCAAAAUAGGGUAUAUCAUUUGACCGCAGUUCGGAGUUUGAUGAUGAUAAACGAAGAUAUUUUUGUUUUUAAUUCUUUGAAUAGACCAUUGUCAAGGUUAUAUUUUGGAAAAUAAUCACGGGUCAGCUCCAGAUACUGCGGACGCGUUGUCGAUGUAUACUUCUUAUCGUUUGUUUUAACCCGUUCAUUCAACAAUAAAAUCCAAACGAUUUUGAACACUUAUUCACGCUAUUAAAUUGAAACGGAAUUUGAUUGUGAUAAAUAUAUAGAGAUAAACGUUUGACGUGCUUUGAUAGCCAUUUUUUUUACAUUCGGUUUAUUUACUGCUUUCCAUUUCUUUCAAGUAAGCUUUUACAUUGUUUCAAUUUUUAAAAACAUUCAAUUUCAUUCCGAGAUUCUUUAUUUAAUGCCAAAUGAGACAGUUCGUUCCGAAAUCAAAGUGAGCUCAACAAUUCAGCAAAUCAACUCAGACAUUCCGUGUGACUGCAUAUCGAGCUGAGCUAUUUACAAAUAGCUGGCUGUUUGGUACAUUUUGAUUUUGUGACUAUCGAGCCAUGCAAAUUCAUGUGAGAUGAUAAUUCAACAACAUCUUGGCCAAUCCCAACCUUUGCUCACGUACACUCUUUCUAUUUCUGACGUCUAAAAUGAGGAACGAAAUUUAGAUUUUUAUUUUCAUUAUAUUUUUUGUUUUAUUUUUACCUUAUUAUUAGUGACAAAAUAGGCAAAGGUGACGUUCCUAGGAUCCAGGAAUUUGAUACAUUUCGUGAACGCUGUUAUAUGGCUUUCGUAUUUUUUGCAUCCAGAAUAUCCGUAAAAUAGGGAGUCACCUGUAAUUAUUCAAGUAAUUCUUAUCAUUUUUUUCUCUUGAUUUAUUGUUAUUGUUGUUAUACUUCAAAACAUCUAUUCUAUAUGCUUACAAUCAACGCGUUCACCAAAUGUAUAGUUUUGCACAACGUGGGCUGGUAGCGGUUCAUCAUCAUCAUUUGCAGAGCAGUCAACGAAAAAAAGAGCUACAAAUAUUGCCACGAUCAUUGUCACAAGCAUUCGACGGAAUAUUUAAAAAGCAUCCAUUAUCAAAAGUGGUUAAAAUGUAUCUAAACCAUAUUAGUUCGCUAUAUUUCGACUUUAUAUGGAGUAUCAUUGCAAUUAUCAUUAUUUUCAAGCAGAAAAACUAGUAAGCAAAACAAUGUAAUUAUCUGAAAAAUCAAACACGAGCAACAAAUUUCGAUCGUCUCUUUUGGCACGUGAAAUAAAUUAGUGGAAUGAACAAUGCCUGAACAAUGUCGAUCAGAGCUUGAUUUUUUUUUUUUUGAAUUGUGAUUUGAUCAAUUUGUUCAUAAAAUUUAAAAUGCGUUUUUUCACACUUUCUCUCGUCGUUUCAAUGGAGCAACGAAUGAUAAAAAUUCAAAAAUUUAUUUGAAUAUUCGAAUUUCACGAUAAAUAUAUACAUUUUGUUUGAAAAUUUGCUCUUUUUUUCUUGGUAUUGUGCUUCUUUUCAUCGACGAAAUGCGAAUAUAUUUGAUGUUGUUCAUCAACGGUUUCUUCCAUUCCAUCGGAAACUUUCUCAUUUUCAAAAGCGUUUCCAUGGAUUUUUGAUUUUCAAUUUCCAGGUCAUAGUUUCCACGCUAAAUCCAUCUGUCGAACAGAUCUCAUCGCUUUGUGUCCUUACGUACAAAAUGAUGUUUUUUCAGACAAUCAUUUGCCGAGGCAUUCUUCGUUUCAAACCCUAUCGUUCACUGUAAGGCAAUAAUUACUUUAUGAUGCUAUUUCAAACUAGAAUCUCAUAAGCUUACCGAGCUGAAUCGCCGAAUCAUAGGUCUGCUAAAAGUCCUAUGCUUGGAACUGUGGGGACAAUUCAUGUAUGUCCAACAUUUGUGUGCCUUAGUAACAUUGCUCUCAUCAAAGGGAUCUUUACAAAACUGAGACAUUUCUGUGCUUGGCUGGUAUCUCCAAUAUUUCGAGGCAAAUGCUGAAAUAUUUUAUUGCAUUAUGGUUUUAUUUUGCAUAUGACCAUAUUCAAAUUCACGUUUUCAAAAAUAAAAACUCGAUUUUUCAUUUGCAAUUUAGUAUAUUCACAGUAAUUAUUACGUUGUACUUACCUUUGUGGAAUAAACCAAUUAUUGUUAGAAUAACGAUUAGAAAAGUGAACAUCAACCUUCGCAGAACCAUUUUUUUUAAUAUGAAAAAAGAAACAAAA